UUUUAAUGUCUUUCAACUUGGACCCCUUUUUCGCAAGCCCCUGCGAAUCGAUGACGUCAGACGUCGGGAAGGUAGCAUUGUGUAAACCCUGCGGAGUGGUGCAAUUUGUGGGCACGCGAAACGUCAUUGGUUGACCACAUCCCUGCCAGAGUUGAAGUUCCACUCGGCCGCUUUCCACUGAAGCGCAUAAUCUCGCGGAAAUGCAAUUUCCCCCCGAAAAAAUCAAAAUCAAUGGCUAUAUAAAUAGACGUUAUAGAUAAGUCGCCGGCGGUUGAUAAAAAGAGAGAUAUGAAGAAGCGACGCAUAACCAGCACAGCUGGAGAUGCCAACGGAUUCGGCGUUGGACCAAAAGCACGGACUUCAACUCGCUGGCGCUUCCGCAUUGCGUUGCGAAGAGAGGCACGCGUCGGCCAGGCGGUGCGGCAACUCAAAGAUUUGUUGCCACUGGUGGCGCUAAUUGCUGGAUGCGGAAUGAUCGGGGCAUGCGCAGCGGUUGGCUACUCAUAUGCGCGAUUCGAGGGUCCGGUGGUGGGGCCGGAGCAUCUGGUCACCGUCCACGACGGACGCACCGUGGACUAUGUGGCCCGUCCCGAGUACAGCUUCGCCUAUGGAGUCGAGGAUGGCAAGACGCGCGUGCUGCAGAAUCGCAAGGAGACGCGCAACGGGGACGAGGUGAGAGGAGUGUACAGCGUAGUCGAUCCGGAUGGCACCUUGCGUGUGGUUAAAUACACGGCCGACGAUGCCAACGGCUUCCAAGCCGAGGUCAUUACCAACGGUGUGAAGACUCUGCACGGCCACGGAUCGGACGGGGAUGCGGGUGGCGGGUCCGUGGACAGCCAGGUGAGGCACCACAGCGCCGAGGAUGAUGAGGAGGAGGAUGAGCGGGAGCGGGAGCGGGCACCGCAUCAGGAAAAAGGCCAGUACCAAGUGCACGAGGAUUACGAUGAGGGAAAGGACGAGCAGGCGGAGGAGGACGAGGAGGGUGGGGGUCACCAGGAGUACGAGGGCAGCAGCGAGGAAGGAUAUGACGAGGCAGAUGCUCACAGUCAGCAGGAGGAGUCCAGUGGCGAGGACUACUAG
Molecule: messenger RNA, 1080 nt
Organism: Drosophila mauritiana
Lineage: Eukaryota; Metazoa; Arthropoda; Insecta; Diptera; Drosophilidae
Exons: 3
Coding region: 289-1080 (263 amino acids)
Cellular component (GO): extracellular matrix
Source: RefSeq, a predicted model, not a curated record